Molecule: messenger RNA, 1399 nt
Organism: Somion occarium
Lineage: Eukaryota; Fungi; Basidiomycota; Agaricomycetes; Polyporales; Cerrenaceae
Source: the annotation of a GenBank genome assembly
GUACUUUGACGGUUCUCUUAUACGAAGGUUCUGAACUUAGAAGCAGGAUCCAAUCGACAAUUAUAGGAAUAUCAAAUUCAAGGAGAUUAGAUUAGAUGCUGUUACCCCAAACGACUUGACCGGUUGGUUCGAUCGAAACUGCCGACUGGCGAAUAUCACCUGAACUCUCUUUCUCUCCUCCACCAUCCCUCAUCUGUUCAACUCCUUGACUACUCCUCGAACAACAUAUCCUACCUAGCCUUGCCAUGCCUCCAAAAGCAACUGUAGACGACGAUUUUGACGAUCUCGAUGACGUCCUGGAUGCGUUUCCACAAAAGUCAUCGCAACCCACGACGGCCAAGGGAACACCCUCUAAAGCUCCUGCUACUAGCAAGGACAAGGAGAGUGCUCCCGCCGCACAAACAGCGCCUGGGUUCGACGAUUUGAAUUUAGCUGACAACUUCACGGAAGAGCUCGCCAAAGGCAUGGCCGCUCUCAUGCGGGAAAUUGCUGCAGAGUCAGAUGUGGGCGGGGGUGGAGUUGGAGAUGCUGAUGGGAAGAGCGGUCCUCAGACUGAUCAGGAGAAGGCGUUCCGUGAGGCUUGGGAGAAGAUGCUUAUUGAUGGUAUGAAUGGGGAGGUGGACUUUGAUGGCCUGGAGAAAACUACGGAAGCUAAAGGGAAACUGAAGGAAACUGGGAAGGCGAACGGUAAGGCGGAGGGAUCGGCUGCGAAUGGAAAUACAGAAACAAAAGAAGACGCUUUCCAGUCGAGUAUACGGAAAGCUAUGGACAAGCUGAAGGAGAGCGAGACGAAUCUCCAGGCUGAGUCUGCAUCCGACGUCUCGGAUCCUCUAGAAGCGUUGCUAUCGCAAUUAGGUGACGGUGCUGGUGGCGAGUCAGAAGAAGAGCUUCAAAACAUCCUCGAAUCGAUGAUGACCCAACUCAUGAGCAAGGAGAUUCUCUAUGAACCUCUGAAAGAGCUUCAUGAAAAGUUCCCGUCCUAUCUUAAGGAAAACGGCUCGAAACUCAACCCGGAUGAUCAGAAACGUUAUGUCUCGCAACAGGAAGCCGUUAUCAAGAUCCUUGCUGUUUUCGAUGACCCAUCAUACUCGGAAGGGAACGCUGAACUGGGGGCAAAGGUUGUAACACUCAUGAACGAGAUGCAAUCGUACGGUUCUCCGCCGCCUGAGAUCAUGGGUCCUCUACCACCAGGACUAGACGUAGGAGCGGAUGGCAUGCCCAAAUUACCGGACGGUUGUACAAUCGCGUGAUGUCAUUCUAUCUGUCAAUUCGCUUUCGAUCGUUUGGUUGUAUUGCUUUUCUAUCGUUUAUUUCCUGUGUACAGGGAUUCUACGCUAUUGGUAUACCCUGAACUAAUAUGUAUUAAUGAUCUUAUCCUUUGCAACUAGACGACUUUCGG